Messenger RNA from Microplitis mediator, 2689 nucleotides. RefSeq names its product RNA polymerase II subunit A C-terminal domain phosphatase (gene Fcp1). The transcript is spliced from 7 exons. The record is from RefSeq and is a predicted model, not a curated record. Gene Ontology annotation, molecular function: RNA polymerase II CTD heptapeptide repeat phosphatase activity. Lineage: Eukaryota; Metazoa; Arthropoda; Insecta; Hymenoptera; Braconidae. Bases 301 to 2580 code for a protein of 759 amino acids. Gene Ontology annotation, cellular component: nucleus.
UUAUAUGCCGACAAGCAGUUUAAGAAUUAAACAACAAUCGGUUGUUAGUGUGCAUUUGUAUAUAUGUAUACCCACAUAAUUAUCUGUAUAUAAAUAUCUACAAGUGUUGUACACAAACAUGAGGAUUCUCACAAAAAUCGCGUAAAUCGAUGCUCGUAAAUGUGUGUUUAUAUCAUCUCCCGCGUAAAAACGCAAAACAAUAAUAAUAUAGUACAUAAAAGUUAUCAAGGUUAUAUUAGAGUAAUUAACAUUUAAAAUAAAUUAUUUAAAUUAUAAAUAUAAAAAUAUAUAAGAUAAAUAAUGGCUAAUCUCGAAGUGGCAUUUCCAACAAAUGAACAACCUGGAAAAAUAAAAAAGUUGCGCGUAUCUGCAGGCUCUAUGAUAUCUGCUGGACGUGUAUUAUUUUUAUACUGUUCUGUUAAUUCUAAUGGUGAUGAUACCAAAAAUCAUGAAAAAAAAUUUCGUUCAACACAAUUUGGUCGUAUUACGAAAAUUUUGGCUAAAGAAGGCGAUAUAAUACAACCCGGGCAGGUGAUACUUUUAAUGACAGGAUGUAAACAUCCUACGGUAAUGAAAGAUUUAUGUGCUGAAUGUGGAGCUGAUUUACGACAAGAGGCAUUAAGUAAAGAUGGAAAAGAAACAAUAAUAUCUGAAGCAAGUGUACCGAUGGUUCAUAGUAUUCCUGAACUAAAAGUUUGUCCAGAAUUAGCUGAAAAAAUAGGCAAAGAAGAUGAGCAAAGAUUAUUAAAAGAUAAAAAAUUAGCUCUUCUUGUUGAUUUAGAUCAAACCAUUGUUCAUACUACUAAUGAUACUGUUCCAGCUGUAAUGAAGGAUGUAUUUCAUUAUCAACUCUAUGGACCUAAUUCACCGUGGUAUCAUACAAGAUUACGACCUGGUACAAAUCAUUUUCUUGAAGAAAUGAGUAAAUUGUAUGAAUUACAUAUUUGUACAUUUGGGGCUAGAAAUUAUGCUCAUACUGUUGCUGCAUUAUUGGAUAAAGAAGGAAAAUUAUUUUCUCAUCGAAUACUUUCCAGAGAUGAGUGUUUUAAUCCAGCAUCAAAAACUGCUAAUUUAAAAGCACUCUUUCCUUGUGGAGAUGAUUUAGUCUGCAUCAUUGAUGAUCGAGAAGAUGUAUGGCAAGGUUGUGGUAAUUUAGUACAAGUAAAACCUUAUCAUUUCUUUCGUCAUACAGGAGACAUUCAUGCACCCCCUGGUCUUGAAAAACGUGACGUACUAGAUCAGUCGUCAAAUACAGAAGAAGAAUCAGUAAAGAUUGACACAAAUCAACAAAAUGUUGAUACUAAAGAAAAUAAUGUCAUUGGGAAUGGUAUCAAUGAUAAUUUACCUGAAGAAAAUUCUCAAAUUAACAAAGAAAUUGAUCAAGUAAUCAGUAAAUCAACGGAUGACAGUAAAGAAUCAGACAGUAAAACCUGUGAAAUUUCAAAGUCUUCCGAACCUCCGACUGAUGAAAAAUUGAAUGAAAAAAGUACUGAAGAAAAUAUUGAUGACAAUGUUGGGAAUAAAAAUGAAACGAAAUGUGACGAUAAAAUAAAUGAUAAUAAAACUAAACCAUUGGACGUACCAUUGACUGACAUAAAGAAGAAUGAAGAAACUGACGUUGACGAUAAUGAUCAUGAUGAUUAUUUGUUAUAUUUGGAAGAUAUUUUACGAAGAAUACAUAAUGAAUUUUAUAAACAUAUAGAAAAUAAUGAUCGUAAACCACUUAGAGAAAUAAUACCACAAGUGAGAAUUCGCGUACUUGAAGGUUUAUGUUUAACGUUCAGUGGAUUAGUUCCAACAAAUCAUAAAUUAGAACAAAGUCGUGCUUAUAAAGUUGCAAUGGCAUUCGGAGCUAAAGUAACACAGGAUUUAACAGAGUCUACAACUCACUUGGUUGCUAUCAAGCCUGGAACUGCAAAAGCUAAUACAGCUAAAAAAAAUCCUUCUAUUAAAAUUGUUAAUCCAGAUUGGUUGUGGUCGUGCGCUGAACGGUGGGAGCACGUUGACGAAAGAUUAUUCCCUCUUACAGCUAAGGCAAGAGGAUCCAGAGUACCACCUCCCCACUGUAGUAGUCCAGAACGAGUAGAAGUUAAAGAAAAUGAAGUUAUUGAUAGUUUCGCAAGUAGUAUAAAUCCUUUGAUGUCGUUUACACAAGAAGAAAUCGAUAACAUGGACAAAGAGGUUGAUGAAGAUAUGUCAGAUAUUGAAAUGGAUACUUCUAUAUUAGAAGGAAAAGAAGAAUUAGGUUCAGUUAUAGGCAAUGAAAGUGAAAAUUCAUCUGAUUUAAAUGAUGAACUUUUUGAAUCACCUAAAAAACGCCGAAAAAUUGAAGAAAAUAGUUCUAGUGAUUCUUCUGAGGAUAAAGUAAAAGAUUAUGACAUCAAUGAUGACAAUGAAGAUGAUGACGAUGACGAUCCAGUUACUCGUUUUAGAAGGGGAGAACCGUUGCCAGAUGAUUUGGACCUUGGGGAACAUGGGUCGCAAGAUUCAACAGAAAUUGAUGAUCCAGUUGAAGAGGACGAUGACAGAGAAUGGAAUGCCAUGGGAGCGGCAUUAGAAAGAGAAUUUUUAUCAGAAUGAUUAUGUUGUAAUGUUUUUUUUUCUUGUUUUUUUCGAUUUAAAUUUUUUCAUGUACCAUUUCUAUAAAUAUUUUUCGUUAGUUAAAGUUUAAUUACAGAUAAUGUAGAUU